GAAACAAAUCAAUUCCAACCCUAAUGGGCCUCAUCGCGUAAUCCAUCCGCCGCUCUCUCUCUCUCUCUCGCCUCUGCAACAACUCCAGUAAUUUGUAUCCACUUGGUGAAGACGAAUCUCUCCCACAAAGCUCCGGCGCCGAUAGACAUGGAUAUUGAUGGAGAUGUUGAAGAGGCAGCGUCGAGGCGUGUCCAAGUCCGCUUUGUCACCAAACUUAAGCCUCCGUUCAAAGCUCCACUCACUUCCAUUGCCAUUCCUUCUAAUCUCACCAGAUUGGGCCUCUCUGCUGUUGUCAAUAACCUCCUUAAAGCUGUACCAGGAAAUGAAGAUUGGAAAACUGAACCGUUUGAUUUUCUAAUUGAUGGAGAGUUGGUUCGGAUGUCGCUGGAAGAGUUUCUUCUUGCCAAGGGCAUUUCAGCAGAGAGAGUAUUAGAAAUUGAAUACAUUAAGGCUGUGGCACCACGAAAAGAAGAAACACCAUCUUUACAUGAUGAUUGGGUCAGUGCAGUGGAUGGUUCAAAUCCUGGGUUCAUUUUGACAGGGUGCUAUGAUGGUUUUGGAAGGAUCUGGAAAGCUGCUGGAUUGUGUACACAUGUACUAGAGGGGCACAGUGAUGCAGUUACUUCUGUCAGUAUCAUCAAGCAAAAAAGCAUGGCUGUGGAAAGUACGGCAGAUCUACUUGUAGCCACUGCAUCAAAAGAUAGGACUCUCCGAUUGUGGAAGUUUGAUGCAGAGCAGUCCCUGGAUCAUCCUUCCAAGAUUAGAGCCUUUAAAGUCCUCCGUGGACAUAAUGCUUCUGUUCAAAGUAUUGCAGCACAACCUUCUGGAGAUAUGGUGUGUUCUGGUUCUUGGGACUGUAGAAUUAAUUUGUGGCAGACGAAUGACUUUGAUGCGGGAGGUGACCUAGUGUCAAUUAAGAAGAGAAAAAAGGAUACGGACGGUGGGGAAUCUCAAUCAGAGGGGGAAGCUGUAUCCACACUUGUGGGACAUACACAAUGUGUGGCUUCUGUGGUUUGGCCACAGUAUGGAACUAUAUAUUCUGCAUCAUGGGAUCAUUCCAUUAGAAGAUGGGAUGUUGAAACAGGCAAAGAUUCACUAAACAUGUACUGCGGUAAAGUCAUCAACUGCCUUGAUGUUGGAGGUGAAAGUUCUGCCCUAAUUGCUGCUGGUGGUUCUGACCCUAUCAUUAGGAUAUGGGAUCCUCGCAAACCAGGAACUGUUGCUCCUGUAUUUCAGUUCUCGUCCCACACUUCCUGGAUAUCGGCUUGCAAGUGGCAUGAUAAAUCAUGGUUUCAUUUGGUUUCUGCUUCUUAUGAUGGCAAAGUAAUGUUAUGGGAUCUGAGAACUGCGUGGCCACUGUGUGUCCUUGAUUCACACAAGGACAAGGUAUUAUGUGUUGACUGGUGGAAAGGUGACAGUGUCAUAAGUGGUGGGGUAGACUCGAAGCUUUGCAUUUCCUCUGAAGUUUCUGUGCAGUGACAGAGUUGUAGAAUGAAUGUGAUGAUCUUCAAUGAAGAUAAAACCCAGUUUGUUUCAAAUAAUGUUUGAGAUUGCAUGGAGCACUUGUUUGCCAGCCUUUUGCUCUCUAUUUUUCCAGGAAUGAUGGCGAGGUAAGACGUAUUCUUUUGUUCUGACAUCUACAAGCUCGAUUGGUGGAUCUUUAGGAGAGCCAGUUUUGUCCAAAGGCGGUUCUAUUUUCAUCGUGUGGCAACUAAUGUAUUUAUGUUGGGAAUUGUUGAGAGGAGGCUCAUGUACUGGGUUUAUAGUCAUCAUUCCCCCUGUUUAUUGCCCAAACCUCAAUAGGCUUAGGACUGCAAUGUUGCAAGGUCUAAAUGUGCUAUUUAUUUGUUUAGUGAUACAGGUAAGUAUUGGCUCAUUGAAUUUGGCAAUGUCUGAGAAAUAACAGAAUGCCAUGUGACCUUGCUGAGGGGAAUUUUUUUAAGAUUAAAAUUGAGAUAAAUUACAGUUGAGGGGACAAAUUCAAAUUAGUGUAAAAAAUAAGGGAUAGUCGUAUGUUUUUACUCUAAAUUGCAGUGUACUUACAAAUACUAUGCAGAA
Molecule: messenger RNA, 2058 nt
Organism: Ilex paraguariensis (yerba mate)
Lineage: Eukaryota; Viridiplantae; Streptophyta; Magnoliopsida; Aquifoliales; Aquifoliaceae
Source: the annotation of a GenBank genome assembly